AUGAAAUCAUAUAUUAUAGAUAAAGACUUAGGAUAAGGAACAUUCAGUAAGGUCAAAUUAGGGAUUCAUAAGCUAACUGGUGAAAAGGUAUAAGAGUAUACUUAAAUUAAUUUAGGUGGCAAUAAAGAUCAUUGACAAGACUAAAUAAUAAGAGUCUGAUUAUGUUAGAAUUCAUCGUGAAAUUUCAAUUCUAAGAAAAUUAAGACACCCUAAUGUGGUGCAAUUAUUUGAAGUAAGCCAUUUGCAUAGUAGAUUGUCGAAAGUGACACUAAGUUGUACAUUGUUACUGAAUAUGCUAGUGGAGGAGAGCUAUUUGACCAUAUAGUGCGUAAUAAACGUCUUGAAGAACGAGAAGCUGCUAGACUAUUCAUCUAAUUGAUACAUGCAGUUACUUAUAUUCAUGAACAUCAAGUUGUUCAUAGAGAUUUAAAACCAGAAAAUGUACUACUCAAUGAAGGUACUUUAAAAGUAGUUGAUUUUGGAUUAUCCUCUACUUAUCAACCUGGAUAGAAAUUAAAAACACCUUGUGGUAGUCCUUGCUAUGCUGCUCCUGAAAUGUUAUAAGGACUUUCUUAUGAUGGAUUAUUUACAGAUAUUUGGUCCAGUGGAAUCAUAUUAUAUGCUAUGAUUUGUGGGUAUUCUAAUUUUAUUAAAAUGAAGAUGUGUCCCAUUUGAAGAUUAAAAUACUAAGAGAUUAUAUGAAAAGAUUAAAACUUCUGAUUUCCAUUUACCUAAACAUGUUAGUUUAUAGGCUGCAGAUUUACUCAAAAAAUUAUUGAUGAAGGAUCCAACAUAAAGAAUUACAUUACAAGAAAUUAAGAAUCAUGAUUUUAUCAAAUUUGCUGGUUAAUAUUCAAUACCUUAAUAACUUAAAAUUGAUAAUGAUAUUGUAUAAUAAAUGGUUCAAAAUGGAUUAUCUAGUUAAUCAGAAAUCAUAGAAAUGAUUUAAAAUAAUAAACACAAUUAGAUAACAACUACUUAUUACCUUUUAUAAAAUAAAAACCCUUAAUCCCAAUAAUAAUUUUAAUAAUAAACAUUCAAUAAAAUUACACAAUAACUUAUUUCAUAGGUACCCCAUAAUUAAAUCAAUGAAAAUACUCCUUAUAUAUUUAAGAUAAAACUUAAGAGUAAAUCUCCUUAUUAAUAAUAAGAAAAAUAAAAUGAUGUUACAUUAGCACAUAUUACAUAAUCUCCAAGAAAAAAUCAUUUAGAAAAUUAAAAUAAUAUUUCUAUUACUAAAAAAAUGUAUAUAUAAUAAUAUUUAUAAUUAUUUUUAUAGACGUACCAAAACUAGAUCAUAAGAACCCAUUCAAAAAAGAGAACCUUCACUUAGCAAUCAAUAACCACUUACAAAAUAAACAAGAUAAGUUUAAAUUGGAGAAUUCUUUAAAAAAACUGAUAAUGAAUAAUUUUUAAAUCAAAGAUAAAAUGUUAUCCCUUAAGGAUAUAAUAAGUUUAUUAUCACUGAACGUGUCAGUAUGCAAAAUAACACAUCUAUUUCCAAGAUACCAUCUAGAUAAGGGAGAUUAUCAUUCAAAAUAGAACAAAAACCUUUGUCAACCUAACCUAAUGAAAGUAAUAAGGAAGGUAAACAUUAAAAAUCUACUUCAAAUACAAAAAAACCAACUGAAAUUAGUUCCAAUUAGAAACUCUUAUAAAUGGAUUCUAUUGCUACACAAAUUUAAAAUAAUAUUUAGAAUAGGUUUCUAAUAUAUAAAAAGAAAAUCAAAUAAUGA
This is a messenger RNA of Paramecium pentaurelia, 1736 nucleotides long. Lineage: Eukaryota; Ciliophora; Oligohymenophorea; Peniculida; Parameciidae. The record is from the annotation of a GenBank genome assembly.